Messenger RNA from Hibiscus syriacus, 1555 nucleotides. Its product is annotated as protein TRIGALACTOSYLDIACYLGLYCEROL 4, chloroplastic-like. Gene Ontology annotation, molecular function: phosphatidic acid binding. The transcript has 5 exons. Lineage: Eukaryota; Viridiplantae; Streptophyta; Magnoliopsida; Malvales; Malvaceae. Gene Ontology annotation, biological process: acylglycerol transport; ER to chloroplast lipid transport. The coding region runs from base 88 to 1485 and encodes 465 amino acids. The record is from RefSeq and is a predicted model, not a curated record. Gene Ontology annotation, cellular component: chloroplast envelope.
ACCUAUAACCCUCCUUAAAAACUCCAAACAAAAACAAUUCAGAUAAGGAAAACCCCCCUCAAGGUGAAGCGCAAACCGUAGCCAAAAAUGGCGAACCUGAAGUCGGCUAUAGAUUGUGCAUUUUGGGAUCACAGUAUAUCCACCCCACAUACCUUGGAAGGCUCCACCAAGUCUGUUCCAGGUGAGCCAUUCCCGUUGGACGGAGCUCGAGCCAGCAAGGCCCUCCGAAUUCAGCAGCUUUCGCUUCUCGGAAAUGGUUUCCCUUUGGGUAUCAUUCCCUCUAUCUGUCCUCCUUCACACAAAGACUUGGGUUUUCUCUCUCUUCAGUCUCUCCUGCUCAGGCCUUCUACUUCUAACUGGUGGAUUGGAUUAAUUGGUCAGUUUAAGCCAAAGAAACUGAUCUCUGCUAUUAAAACGGAACUCCAGAGUGCUGAUGAGUUGGAACUCUCUGUUUUCCGGGAUGCAGCCAAGCAUUUUCUCGACAAGUCUCUGUAUUCAAUUGCAUUAGCCACACAGCUUUCAUUGUCUCCUUCUACAUCCUUAUUGUGGAACACAGAGUGGUUGGAGGGGAAGAAAGGCUAUCGCAACAAGUUUAAGAUCUAUCACCAGGUUCCUGAUCAUGAUAUCACACUGGAUGCUGCAUGGCCUGAGCUUUUCAUGGACCAUAAAGGAAAAUAUUGGGAGGUUCCAGAAUCAAUAUCCUUAGACAUGUCUUCUCUUCCUUCUGACUCAGGGUUGCAAUAUCGCUUUGGUCUGCACAAAAACAGUGGCCAUCCCCUGGCUUUCAAUGAACCUGAUGGUGAGGCACCUUCUGCCUUAAUGCCAGGAUUAUGUGCAAAGGUUGCAUUCUCUUAUCAGAAGAGCAAGGAUAUUUGGAGGCGAAACGAGACAAAAGAGGAUCUCAUCGUGAAGACAGACAAAGGUUCAUUUUGGCGACCGUCAUAUGAUGUGCAUCUUAAAGAACCUCAUGCUGCUAUAUCUGGAAUUAUAGGAGGCACGUGUGCAGCCUGGUUUGGUAAAGACUCCGCAAAUGUUGAAUCACAGAGGGGGGAUACAAUACCUACAAGCAAUAACAAGAGAAGCCCUUUGAAUGCGGAUUUAUUUGGUUCAGCUUGCUAUACUUUUCAGCAUGGACAGUUUCGUAAGCUAUAUGGUGAUCUAACUCGAGUUGAUGCUCGUUUGGACAUAUCUUCACUCUCAUCAUUUUCCAAAAGAAUUUUCAAGGGUUCUUCUAAUGCAGACAAAUCAUUAUCAUCUCCCAGACUGAAUUUGAUCUUUCAACAGCAGGUUGCAGGGCCAAUAGUGUUUCGAGUGGAUUCAAAGUUGUUUCUUGAUUCUAAAGCCGGGAAACAAGGCCCUCAUAUCGAAGAUGUCAUAUACAGUCUGUGCUACUCAUUGAGGCUUCUCCGUUCUGGAAAAGUUGUUGCUUGGUAUUCUCCAAAGAGGAAGGAAGGGAUGAUCGAAUUGCGCCUUUUUGAAUUCUAAAUCAUGUCUUGUCAUUCUAUAGUUUCCUAUGAUUUCUGUUCAGAACACAAACUAUCUUGUUGGGCCAAAU